Brenthis ino (lesser marbled fritillary) is the source of this 1428-nucleotide messenger RNA. NCBI's taxonomy places the organism in Eukaryota, Metazoa, Arthropoda, Insecta, Lepidoptera, Nymphalidae. The record is from the annotation of a GenBank genome assembly.
AUGGAAAAGCGGAUAAAAUUAGUGCCACCUGAUGGAGGAUGGGGUUGGAUGGUUUUAUUAGGAAUAGCACUUACGAACAUAUUCAAUCAGUCUAUGUUGUCUCUGUUCAGUUUGCUAUAUGGGGACGUAUUGAGUUCGAUGGGUCACAAAACUCAAGGAGCAGCCAUCGUUUUAAGUUUUAUGUCAUUUGUCACCAAUUUCGGAGGUCCACUUGCUGGAGCAGUCAUAAAACUGACGAGCCCUAGAUUCGUUGCUGUAUCCGGUUUGGGUCAAGGUUUAAUUCAAAAUGCGUCGUUUGUGGCUAUAAAUACUUAUUUUAAAGUAAGGAAGAGUUUAGCCGUAGGUCUCGCUGUGACAGGCACUGGAGUUGGGCAGACUCUCAUGCCUCAUGUAGUGCGAUAUUUUUUAGAGCAUUACGGCUUUAAAGGUGCUUGCAUGUUACUGGCAUCUUUAAGUUUGCAUGGAAUAUGUGGGACGAUGCUUAUACAACCAGUUGAAUGGCAUAUGAAGAAAGUUGAAGAGAAAGUAAUUAUAAUUAAUGAGAAAAUAUACUUAUUAAAAGAAAAUAAUGAUAUUGAAAAGAAUAAAGAAUACAUUGGCGUAAAUGACGACGAUUAUAAAGGCGUAAGGCGUGGUAUGGAAUCAGCUGUAGUUCCGGAAAAUGGCGUUAAUAAACCAAACAAUGGGAAAACAUCACAAAGUCAGAAAGAAUUAAAUCAAAAUUUAGUGACUAAUUACAAAUUAAAUGGAAAUACUGAUAUCCCAAAACCGAAGAAGACCUUUAUGAGAAAGAUGUACGAAUUGUUCGAUAUUUCACUGCUAUCGAGUCCUAGAUUUUUGAACGUAAUUAUAGGGACUGCACUCACAGUGGUUUCUGUACAAAACUUCAGUAUGAUUUUUCCACUCUUCUUGCAAAAAUCCGCAUCAAUGGACAAGCAGCAGACUGCAUACUGUAUGUCAGCUGUGUCUUUUGCUGAUGUCAUCGGUAGGCUUGUUUUACCAUCUCUGAAGGACAAAUAUCAUAUUGAAGCCCGAAUGAUGCUGAUUCUAACCAGUAUUUGGUUAAUUGUAGUUAGACAAAUUUUGGCAUAUCAGACCGACUUAUCUGUCCUCCUAGCACUCUCAGCAUUUUAUGGUUUUGGAAGGAGUAUGGUGAUUGUUGCAAGAAACUUAGGAAUAUCGGAACAGUGUAGAAUGGAUCAAGUACCCUCCGCUGUAGGUUUGGGGAUGUUGACUAUGGGCCUUAUAGUUCCUCCAGUGGGAUACUUCCUAGGGUGGGUCAGAGACUACACAGACAGCUAUUCUUUUUGCAUAAGCGCACAAAACUUACUAUUAGUGCUAUUUCUAGCUAUGUGGAUACCUGAUAUGAUUAUGAUUCACUAUGAAAGAAAAAGAGAUAAAAGGAAAGACGCAGAAAACUCACAGCGA